UUCCCAGUGCAGUUCCAAAUCGCCGUGGGCUGGCCAGGCGCCUGGUUAGUCGUUACUCAUCGUUCGAGGCGGUUACAACCAAGAUUAGCCAAGCAAAAUGCUGGACGCCGAGGUGCGAGAACUUAUGCAACCCUUUGUGCUGAGCGACUACCAGGUGCAGGAGGUGUACAGUCGCUUCUGCCUGGAGGUGGCCCGCGGCCUGAAGCGCUCCACACAUCCGCAGGCCAAUGUGAAGUGCUUUCCCACGUACGUGCAGGAUCUGCCAACGGGCGACGAGAUGGGCAAGUACCUGGCCUUGGAUCUCGGCGGCACCAACUUCCGGGUGCUGCUCGUCUCGCUGAAGGGUCACCACGAUGCCACGGUCGAAUCGCAGAUCUACGCCGUGCCCAAGGACCUGAUGGUGGGUCCGGGCGUGGAGCUGUUCGAUCACAUCGCCGGCUGCCUGGCCAAGUUCGUGGAGAAGCACGAUAUGAAGACCGCCUAUUUGCCGCUGGGCUUCACCUUCUCCUUUCCCUGCGUGCAGCUGGGCCUCAAGGAGGGCCUCCUGGUGCGCUGGACCAAGGGCUUCGACUGUGCCGGCGUGGAGGGCGAGGAUGUGGGUCGUAUGCUGCACGAGGCCAUUCAGCGGCGCGGCGAUGCCGACAUCGCCGUGGUGGCCAUUCUCAACGACACAACAGGCACACUGAUGUCCUGCGCCCAUCGCAACGCCGACUGCCGUGUGGGCGUCAUUGUGGGCACUGGCUGCAAUGCCUGCUACGUGGAGGAUGUGGAGAAUGUGGAUCUCCUUCAAGCGGAUUUUAAGAGGACGAAACGACAGGUGAUUGUGAACGCGGAGUGGGGCGCCUUUGGCGAGGGCGGGCAGUUGGACUUUGUGCGCACCGAGUACGAUCGCGAGGUGGACGAGAAGUCCAUUAACCGGUCGGAGCAGUUGUUCGAGAAGAUGACGGCGGGCAUGUAUCUGGGCAACCUAGUACGCCUUGUCCUGCUACGCGCCCUCGAGCGCAAGCUGAUCUUCAAGCAAAGCAGCCGGCGACCGGAGUUCGCCAGUGUGCUGCAGAAGAACCCGGAGGUCUUCGAGACGCGCUACAUUUCGGAGAUCGAGGACGACUCGUUCCCGGAGUUUGGCAGCACCAGGAAGAUCGUGAAGCAGCUGUUCGGCCUGGAGAAGGCCUCCGUGGAGGACUGCCAGACGCUGAGGUACAUCUGCGAGUGCGUAGCCAAGCGGGCGGCCACUCUGGUGGCCAUCGGAGUGAGUGGCCUGGUCAACAGGACCUCCAACCGUCGUGUGAUAGUCGGCAUGGAUGGAUCCGUGUACCGGUAUCAUCCGAAGUUUGAUGCCUACAUGCGGCAGACGCUGCAGAAGCUGGUGAAGGCGGACAAGGAGUGGGACAUCAUGCUCUCGGAGGACGGAUCAGGACGUGGAGCCGCGCUGGUGGCCGCGGUGGCCAGCAAAUCGAAGUAGGUACUAACUACAUUUGUAGCAAUAAUAGAAGGAAUAAAGAAACUCUUGACUCACAA
Drosophila elegans is the source of this 1518-nucleotide messenger RNA. RefSeq names its product hexokinase type 2. Gene Ontology annotation, cellular component: mitochondrion; cytosol. The coding region runs from base 98 to 1462 and encodes 454 amino acids. Lineage: Eukaryota; Metazoa; Arthropoda; Insecta; Diptera; Drosophilidae. Gene Ontology annotation, biological process: glycolytic process; intracellular glucose homeostasis; glucose 6-phosphate metabolic process. The record is from RefSeq and is a predicted model, not a curated record. The transcript has a single exon. Gene Ontology annotation, molecular function: D-glucose binding; mannokinase activity; glucokinase activity.